This is a messenger RNA of Anarrhichthys ocellatus (wolf-eel), 1523 nucleotides long. RefSeq names its product phospholipid phosphatase-related protein type 4-like. The record is from RefSeq and is a predicted model, not a curated record. NCBI's taxonomy places the organism in Eukaryota, Metazoa, Chordata, Actinopteri, Perciformes, Anarhichadidae. The coding region runs from base 586 to 1167 and encodes 193 amino acids. Gene Ontology annotation, molecular function: phosphatidate phosphatase activity. The transcript is spliced from 4 exons. Gene Ontology annotation, cellular component: plasma membrane. Gene Ontology annotation, biological process: phospholipid metabolic process; phospholipid dephosphorylation; axonogenesis.
CGUGGUUUCAAAUAUGAUCCUGCAAUCACAGCAAUAACCGCCCAUGGAACAGUGAACACCAAUCAGGCUACUUCGUGACACAGGCACGUGAAUAUUAGAAGCUUAUAAAAAAUAAUGUUAGCUGCACGUGCGCCUAGAUGCGCUGACAGGAUGUAGUGAGACAAUCAUAUUUUGUCUUAAAUGUGGGAAAAGGCUUUUUUCUUUUCUGGCAGUCUGAUCCAUCCAUUGUCAGUGCCAGCAGCAGUCAUAUGCUGUCAACCACCUUCCUCCCCAGUGCGCCUGCGCUCCCUCUCCUCUCUCUCUCUCUCUCUCCCUCCCUCCCUCCGUCGGUGGCUUCGUUCUCUACCUGACAGCUCGUCGGAGGACGUGCACACAGCCGAGCCCCGGGCUCCUCGCUAGCAGUGAUAAAGGGCCGCGCGGGUCUGUGUAUCGGCAAGGGGGAGUCUGGGCCGGAUACUGACCAGCUGUCGUCCCCGAGCAUCCGGCUCCGCGCAGCGGCAUGGAGCGCUCCUGAUCCCGGCAGGACGCCCGGAGAGCUCAGCCAUCCUUCCCCGCGUCUCAUCUUGGAUAUUUCGAGGCCCGGCCAUGUCUGCGAGAGAGAAGGGGAGCCUGACCAAAGACAGUGUCAGCCUGCUGCCCUGUUUCUAUUUUGUAGAGCUGCCGAUCCUGGUGUCGUCCGUGGUCAGCCUGUACUUCCUGGAGUGGACGGAUGUGUUCAAGCCGACAAAGUCCGGCUUCAACUGCCACGACCGCAGCCUGAGCCUUCCCUACAUCGACCCCAACCGCGAGGUCAUCCCCCUCCUGAUGCUGCUCAGCCUGGCCUUCGCCGGACCUGCCAUCACGAUAAUGAUCGGAGAGGCCAUCUUGUUCUGCUGCCUGUCUCGGAGGAAGAGCGGCGCCGAGGCCAACAUCAACGCCGCAGGCUGCAACUUCAACUCCUUCAUACGCAGAGCUGUUCGCUUCGUCGGCGUCCAUGCUUUCGGUCUGUGUGCCACGGCCCUCAUCACCGACAUCCUCCAGCUGAUGACAGGCUACCCGACACCCUACUUCCUCACUGUGUGUAAACCCAACUACACCGCGCUCAACAUCAGCUGCGAGCAGAACCCCUACAUCAUGGAGGAUAUCUGCUCGGGGUCCGACUCCGCAGCCAUCAUGCAGGCCAGGUGAGGAGGCGUUUCAGAAGUUAGACACUCAAGCACAUUAGUGUAAAUAACAUUCAUUCUCAAAAUAUUUAACGACAGACAUGUACCUGAAACAUGCACAUAACUGAACUGAAAUCUGAAAGGCUUCCCCGGCUUUACAGGAACAGUGUUGUUCCUUCAUUUCAUUGUCAUCUGUCUGGAUCUCCAGGUGAUGUGGUGGUUCACUUAUACACUUUAGUUUCUAUCUUUAUCUUUUGAACCUGUUUUCACUGCUGAGUCAGUAUAACAUCCUGAAAUGCUUCAAAAGCAUAUUAUAGACCCUUCUGUCUGCUUCUCUCUGAAAUCACUUUUACAUAUAAAAAAAAGAAGCUCAUAUUUAUU